UUCAUCUGGGGUGUUAGGGACCCCGAAGCACGAAUGACACUCUACAUACCGAGAUUAUAUAGCUUUAAAGAUCGAUAUCUUAUUGUAAAACAAAUAAUUUUUUAAUUUUGGGAGAAUAAGACUUAAAUAUGGCGUCAAUUGGUCGUGGUCGUGGAUGGUUACAGCAUGACAAAAGCCCAUUGCCUAAACCAGGAAAAUUGACAUGUCCCGAGGAUGUUAAUCAUGCUGAUAUCGUUAACCUAAUUAACCAGGUUAACGACGAGAAUUUGACGGAAAAAGUAGAUGAAAUUAUAAAAUUGGUCAAUGAUGAAAUGAACGAACAAAAUUUUAAGGACAUACACGAAAAACUUUAUAAACAUGCUUUAAAUGAUAAGGAGUUUAGUUUGAAAUUGUGGGAGGUAUAUAAUAGCUCUAUGUUCAAAACCACGUGUGAUUCUGAAAACAGAAGUUUAUAUUCCCAUUUAGUAACGUCUUUUCAAGUUGAUUAUGAAAGAAGAAAAGAUUUAAGGGAAGAGAAUAUAACACAAUUUCAUAAUGCUAUUUGUCUAUUUGCGACAUUUUUAAGUUCUAGGAAAUUUAUUCUGGCAAAAACAUUUUUGUCGGCCUUAUUGGAUUACAUGGAAAUGCUAGUGGACACAGCUUCUGCUGAUGAUAUCAAAAUCUUUGCAGAAUUAGUAAUUAUAUGUGGACAAUAUUAUCACGGUUCUUUUAAAGAAGAAAUGGGUAACUUAAUGAUUACUGUAAGGGAAAAAUUAAUCAGAGACAAUUUAUCUGUUACAUCUCGUGGAAUUUUAUUAUAUGUAAUAGAUCUAGAAAGUAGGAAUUUUAAUCCACUUCCUAAAAGUCUACAGGAAUUUUAUAAAUCUCAGUUGGAAAGUAAUUUUAAAGAAGGGGAUAAUAAUGUGAUAAUUAAAUCUUUAACAGAAAUGGAAGAUGUUGUAGAGCAUAAUUCUUCAAAGAAUAACUCAAAUCAUCAGAAGCAAGAUCGUAAGCUUGUAAAAAAUCGAAGUUUAAGGGCAAUUCGAGGUUCUGGUGAUUGCAGAUAUAAACAGACUAAUAAUAUGAAACAAGAAAAAUAAAAUAAGUAACGAGCACACGUCGUGUACAUUUUUAUUACUUCAAUUAAUUGAUAGGUUGGUAUCAAAGCAAAUAUAAAAGUAAUUCCAAAGAAGUAGCAUGUUCAAAGUAUUAUCUGGAUGGAAAAAUAUGCAUGAUAUCACUACGAAUAUUACAUCACAAAGAAAACUUACAAAACUGAAUGUUAUAUUUUACUUUAAAAGACGUGGACGAUUAGAUGUAUCUUUUUAACAAAAAGAACGUACCGUGAUAUAUAUAUAUUAAUUUCCUAAUUAGUAUACUGCAAGUGUGUAUUAAGUAUCAUACUAUAACAUCACAUUGUAUUAUUAGCUAACAUUAAUCAAGUAGAACCAACCAAUACUAUAAACGAGUAGUUUUUAUAUAAAUUAUUCAUGUGUUUUUGUUUGUUGCAAAUUAUGUUUUUUAUCAAACUUAGAUGUUUAACACAUAACAAAGAUUUCUUAUUCAUUCGAAUGUAUUGUUUCUUUUAAUAAUAAUUAUUUAAUAAAAAUGA
Osmia bicornis bicornis is the source of this 1591-nucleotide messenger RNA. RefSeq lists its product as uncharacterized. The coding region runs from base 129 to 1079 and encodes 316 amino acids. The transcript has 7 exons. Gene Ontology annotation, biological process: regulation of translational initiation. The record is from RefSeq and is a predicted model, not a curated record. NCBI's taxonomy places the organism in Eukaryota, Metazoa, Arthropoda, Insecta, Hymenoptera, Megachilidae. Gene Ontology annotation, molecular function: translation activator activity.